This is a messenger RNA of Neodiprion fabricii, 2499 nucleotides long. RefSeq names its product CRAL-TRIO domain-containing protein C3H8.02. The record is from RefSeq and is a predicted model, not a curated record. The transcript is spliced from 5 exons. Bases 364 to 1032 code for a protein of 222 amino acids. NCBI's taxonomy places the organism in Eukaryota, Metazoa, Arthropoda, Insecta, Hymenoptera, Diprionidae.
AAUCGGAUCUAUGCGGAAGGUUUCUUGUCUAGCUCUACUGCCAAAAUAUUAUCAAUGCUUCAAACAAGCACAAACUGUUGAAUUGUGUCAACUGUGACCAUAGACUUAUAAAGAGUCUAUGACUGUGACCACGGUCGACUGUGACGAAUGACGGCUGUGAUGUGACGUGCACUCCAGUUUUAGUUUGGAAUUUUUCUGGCUGAUCAUUAGGGCGAUCAAUUAAUUGAGGGGAAAUAUUGAUUAUAAUGAUAAAGCCUCACUAUACGAAGGAUUAUUCUUCAGGAUUUUGCAUAUAGCGCGGUAAACUCAUCACGUUUAGUACCUGCUACGCACUUUAGUCUACGGAGUAUACAUAACUUCAUCAUGGAACCUAAACCAGUUGGCGAGGCUGAAUUGAAAGAACUGAAGGACCGCAUGAAUCUUAUUGUCAGUGCAGAUCCAUUGCAGUACCACAAUGAGUUUUCGUUAAAAAGAUACCUACGCGCCUUUAAAACUGUUGAUGCUGCUUUUCAGGCAAUUCUGAAAACGAAUUCGUGGCGUGUUGAUUAUGGUGUGACUACCCUGACUCGAGACUCGCCAGUGGUUAAGAAUAAUCUGAACAAAGCAAAAGUUCUCCGACAUCGCGAUAUGCAUGGUCGACCAGUAAUAUACAUACCUGCCAAAAAUCAUAAUCCAAACGAGCGAGACAUUGAUGAAUUGACCAAGUUCAUCGUAUACUGUUUGGAGGAUGCCUGCAAAAAGUGUUUCGAAGAAGUAAUCGAUAAUUUAUGCAUUGUUUUUGAUCUCAAAGACUUUGGAAUAAAUUGUAUGGAUAAUCAACUUAUAAAGAACUUAAUCUGGCUACUCUCCCGCCAUUAUCCAGAGCGCCUUGGCGUCUGUUUGAUCCUGAAUGCCCCGACAUUGUUCUCCACAUGCUGGGCUGUAAUAAGAGGGUGGUUGGACGAAAAUACGUCGAGCAAAGUUUUUUUUGUCAAUACGGACAUUGAGCUGUGCUCGUAUUUGAUCCCUGACAUUUUACCAACCGACAUGUAAUAUAUAGCGCAGCUCAAUUAUGAUCAAAAAUAAAAAUAUACUAGACAAUUGAAAAGAACAACUUAUCUGCCGAAUAAAUUCGUCAAUAGAGAGCAGCUUGUCUGGAUGGUUCAAGAGUAUGUAUUCCAAAUGUAACAUAGUGUUCAAAUGUGAUUAUCAUUGUUGAGAAUUUCAACGUGAUUUCAAAAAUGAGUGGAAACCGAUUACAUGAGAACAUAACUAACGUCUAUCGGUACCUGAGAUAAAAGCUUUCUCACUUUAAAGUAUAUCAUAUAAAUAACGGAGUUUCUAGUAGUAUUUUUUAAUAUAUCGAAAGUCCGGAAUCCGUUUCCCGAGGAAAUUUUUUUUUAAUUUAUUUUUUGUCUUAUUUUUACUAUAUUUUACGAACCUGUAGGUUUAAGACUUAAUUUUUUUGUAAUAAUAUCUCAUAGAUUUAUCCUUGAUAAACAAGUUUUGUUCUAUGACUAGAAUGAUGCCAUACCAUUCUAAUCCAGGAAAGAGUCAACACAUAGCGUUAAAAAACUGAUAAGUCCACCCAGUGGUUGCGUAUUAAACCUCGUCAAAUAAUUAUAAGUAUAUUUCAUUUGCAUUACUAUGAUGCACGGAUCAACAUUCUUAUGAUUGUAAGGCUUAGUCAGAAAAGAAAUUAUGAAUCAUAACUGCUACCCAUCAUACUGUUCAAGUAUCAGUUUCUUCUAAUACCCUAUUUAAAUGACAUUAUGAGGUAGUCGUAAGUGAAAUAUAUACAGUGCUGUUACAUUUUUUGGAAUUUUAUUUGUUUUAAAUUAUUGCUAUAGUUUACUUGAAUGGUAUAUGUUAUUGGCUGGUGGAAAGCAUAGUUUGUGACAAUUUUUAAUUCAAGAAAUCAGUUAAUCAUUGUGAUUAAUUGUUAUGAUGAGUUGAUACGGUAAUGCAUAGCAAUCAAUACGAACUGCACAAUACUGUAUUGCAGUCCUCUGUGUAAACACGUCGUAUUGUAUUCUGUACAGUCUUGCUUUGAAUCAGUCAAUCAAAACACAGAAAGUAAUGCAUACCGUGUGAUACAUAUGAUUUAGAUUAGCGCAAAUGAAAACAUGCAGGGACAAUAAAAUAUACUGUUUAACAUUUCACAAUAGAAAUAUCAACCUUAUCACUAACGUGUAAAACUAAAAUCUAAUGGUUAACCGUUAGAUUUUCCGUUCUCGUUAAGUAGCGAUAAAUAACGAUGUUCAAAACUAUUAUUUCUAUUGUCCUGUACUAAUUAUUAUUCAAAUGUACCCUCCAGCGGAUUGGCGUUAAUUAAAAAAUGACAUAAUCAAAACAUAAACCUUUGGAAUGAACUGUUCAUGUCAGACCGAUUCUUCACCCAUUGCCUCCAAUGAAAUUACGUAUGCUAGCUCACGAUCAUACCUCGCUAAAUAUGAACAUACAUGUGACCAAUGAAUAAUGUAUUUUUCAAUAAAUCAUUCUGCAGUGCCAUAUCUUUUA